AGAAAACCAAUUAUGUCAUAACGUAUUAAUGUGUGGUACAAAUUCUCGUCCAUUUAAUUACCCCAGUAUAAUAUUUGCUGAAGUAAAAACAAACAAAAGGAAACGAAAGAUUUCAAAGUAAUAUUACCGCGACUAAUUAGUAUCACGACCUUUCUGAGUAGAGAAUCUUUCCUCUACAUUCGGACCCUAUAUAUACGCACCCAGCCACCUACGCAUAUUUCUCAGGUCACUGAAAACCGAAUCAUCGCACUUCUCUUAUUGAAACAAACCCUCUUCAAUAAUGGCGCUUCGGAAAAUUAUGCCAAAGCGACUUUAUGUCAGUUGCAGAGUAACAUCUCCGACUAUAGAGCAUUCCCUUCUCAAUCCCUCUCCGCCCUCGCUGAAAUCUACGGUUCCACCUAAUGCCUCAAAAUCGAACUUUCACCGGGAAUACUUGACAUUGCCGGAAUCCGGAGCGAAUGGUUUAUUCCGGCGUUUCUUCCAUCGGCGAUCGGCGACCACGCUUCCGGAAUUCCUCACCCUGCCACUGCGGGAUAAACUAAGAGAGAGCCUCAAAGGCGUCAACAUUACGGGAGAUCGGUUGCGGAUCGACGAACUUUCACCUCCCUUGUCGGCAGUGGGAGAUUCUCCGUUCGGUGUCUCAGUCCAGGAUGCGAGAAACCUGUUAACGCUGGCGCAAGUGGAGAAGCUUAAAGCGAAGCUUAGAGAGAUGCCGGAGAGCAGGAUCUCGUACUCGGAUUUCGUUCAGAUCUGUGUCAACGAUUGCGGCAACGAAGAUCAAGGCGUUGAUUUUGCUAAGAUGUUAGAUCAGUCCGGAAACGUCAUCGUUUUAGGGAACUCCGUGUUUCUUCGUCCUGAGCAGGUCGCGGAAUCAAUGGAACGCCUGAUUUCCCAAUCGUUUGUUUCCCAAAAUGACCCUAGGACAAAACAAUUGGAACAAAUGGAAAACCAAAAGGCCUUGAUAGACCAAAAGGCCAGGGCCCUUGUCAGAGGUGAGCUGUAUUGUGGGCUGGGCUUUUUGACGGCCCAAAUAAUGGCCUUUAUGAGGCUCACUUUCUGGGAAUUAAGUUGGGAUGUCAUGGAGCCCAUUUGCUUCUUCGCCACUUCCCUUCACUUUGGCAUUGGAUACCUUUUCUUCCUCACAACCUCAACGGAGCCCACAUUUGAAGGCUUCUUCCGGCGUCGUUUUGAGGCCAAGCAGAAGAAGCUAUUUAAGGCGCACAAUUUUGACAUUGAAAAGUAUAAUGAGCUUCUGAAACUGUUCAACCCUAAAAGUUGCCGUGGCUUGGGAAGCUCACAACAGUUUAAGUCUUUCAAUCGUGAAGGAGUCCUUCCAUUGUUGAAAACAAGCUAGUUUUUUAGCAUAGUGAAGGAAAAAAAAAUGAAAGUUGGUAAAUCCCAGGCGUGUAUUGGACUCCAACCUACAUUAAACAGCGGGUAUAGUAAUUACAAGGUAUUUUGACUAUGGAAAUGGUUCCAAAAAAUUUGUUAAGACA
Tripterygium wilfordii is the source of this 1496-nucleotide messenger RNA. Its product is annotated as calcium uniporter protein 4, mitochondrial-like. The record is from RefSeq and is a predicted model, not a curated record. The coding region runs from base 281 to 1354 and encodes 357 amino acids. Gene Ontology annotation, biological process: mitochondrial calcium ion homeostasis; calcium import into the mitochondrion. NCBI's taxonomy places the organism in Eukaryota, Viridiplantae, Streptophyta, Magnoliopsida, Celastrales, Celastraceae. Gene Ontology annotation, molecular function: uniporter activity; calcium channel activity. The transcript is spliced from 2 exons. Gene Ontology annotation, cellular component: mitochondrial inner membrane; uniplex complex.